GGCUGGUUGGCCGGUUGGGGCGGCCGAGGCGGCUCCGUCCGCGGGUGCCACGGCCGCCAUUUUAGAUGGCGGGAGCCACCGGGGACUGAGGCCCGGCCGGGGAGGCACCGCCGAUGCGGGGGCAGCCCGGGGCCCCCUCCCCCGGCCCGGGGACCCGCCGGCCCUGACUCGCCCGACCAGCUCCGGUCUUGACUUGCGUCAACUGGAUCAAUGGAGCACUUUCAGGGAGCUUGGAAGACGAUCAGCAAUGGCCUGGGAUUCAAGGAUUCGGUCUUUGACGGCUCCAGCUGCAUCUCCCCGACCAUCGUGCAGCAGUUUGGUUAUCAGCGCCGGGCGUCGGAUGAUGGCAAGCUCACGGAUUCCUCCAAGACGAGUAACACCAUUCGGGUUUUCUUGCCCAACAAGCAAAGGACUGUGGUUAAUGUGCGGAACGGGAUGAGUUUACACGAUUGCCUCAUGAAAGCCCUCAAGGUGCGGGGCCUGCAACCGGAAUGCUGCGCGGUAUUCAGGCUCCUCCAUGAACAUAAAGGUAAAAAAGCACGCUUGGAUUGGAAUACUGACGCAGCCUCUCUGAUCGGAGAAGAACUUCAAGUAGAUUUCCUGGAUCAUGUUCCCCUCACAACCCACAACUUUGCUCGGAAGACUUUCUUAAAGCUUGCCUUCUGUGACAUCUGCCAGAAGUUCCUCCUAAACGGUUUCCGAUGUCAGACGUGCGGAUACAAAUUUCACGAGCAUUGUAGCACCAAAGUCCCUACGAUGUGUGUGGACUGGAGCAAUAUCAGACAACUUUUAUUGUUCCCAAAUUCGAGUAUCGGCGACAGUGGUGUUCCCGCGCUACCUCCCCUGACCAUGCGACGCAUGCGAGAGUCUGUUUCUAGGCUACCCGUUAGUUCUCAACAUCGCUACUCGACGCCCCACGCCUUCACGUUCAGCACGUCCAGCCCAUCCUCCUCCGAGGGCUCCCUUUCCCAGAGGCAGAGGUCAACGUCCACCCCAAAUGUCCACAUGGUCAGCGUCAGCACCACCAUGCCCGUCGACAGCAGGAUCAUUGAGAAUAACAGCCUGAAUGCUUCUCCCAGGUCGCGGUGCAGACGAUUUUGUUUGAGGGGAAGAGGUGCGAUGUGGAGUCACGGUGAAUCAGCCUCCCCUUCGGCCCUGUCCAGCAGCCCCAACAAUCUGAGCCCAACAGGCUGGUCUCAGCCCAAAACCCCUGUUCCGGCACACAGAGAGCGAGCGCCAGGAUCCAGCACCCAAGAGAAAAAUAAAAUUAGGCCACGUGGACAGAGAGAUUCCAGUUAUUACUGGGAAAUAGAAGCAAGCGAAGUCAUGCUGUCCACCAGAAUAGGGUCGGGUUCUUUUGGGACGGUGUACAAAGGCAAAUGGCACGGAGAUGUGGCCGUGAAGAUCUUAAAAGUUAUAGAUCCUACGCCCGAGCAGUUGCAGGCCUUCAGGAACGAGGUGGCUGUGCUCAGGAAAACCCGGCAUGUUAACAUUUUGCUGUUUAUGGGCUACAUGACGAAAGAUAACCUGGCCAUUGUGACCCAGUGGUGUGAGGGGAGCAGUCUCUAUAAACACCUGCAUGUUCAGGAGACCAAGUUUCAGAUGUUCCAGCUUAUCGACAUUGCAAGACAGACGGCACAAGGAAUGGACUACUUACACGCCAAGAACAUCAUCCACCGAGACAUGAAAUCCAAUAACAUAUUUCUCCACGAAGGCUUGACGGUGAAGAUAGGAGACUUCGGUCUGGCGACGGUGAAAUCGCGGUGGAGCGGCUCUCAGCAGGUGGAGCAGCCUACGGGGUCGAUCCUCUGGAUGGCCCCGGAGGUGAUCCGGAUGCAGGACAAUAACCCGUUCAGCUUCCAGUCGGAUGUCUACUCCUACGGCAUCGUGCUGUAUGAACUGAUGACGGGAGAACUGCCGUACUCCCACAUCAACAACCGAGAUCAGAUCAUUUUCAUGGUCGGCCGAGGGUACGCCUCCCCUGACCUCAGUAAACUCUACAAGAACUGCCCCAAAGCGAUGAAGAGGCUUGUGGCCGACUGCGUGAAGAAAGUUAAAGAGGAGAGACCCCUUUUCCCCCAGAUACUGUCUUCCAUCGAAUUGCUGCAGCACUCUCUCCCGAAAAUCAACCGGAGCGCUUCGGAGCCCUCGCUGCACCGGGCGACGCACGCGGAGGACAUCAACUCGUGCACGCUGACGGCGGCCACCAGGCUCCCGGUCUUCUAGGCACCUCCCGCACCCGGGGCCUCGGGGGGGACGGGGUCUCUUCCGUGCCCCGGCCGGGGGCCGGGCCGCCCUUUCUUUCCGAAGGACGGAGGGAGGGAGGGAGAGGCGGCCACAGCUGAAACUACGAUCAAGCAGAUCUGUUACUUUUUGGUUUUGGAAUAGAUGCACUUGAGCCUCAUCCUCCCCAUCCGCGGAGGUGGAUAUUUCUUUGGCCGCGGUAUCUCGGCUCGGGCUGGUUCUGUUGAACAAGAGGGGUGUUUUGCUAGCAGGAACGGCUGUGUUGGAGGGGGAGGUUUAAAAAAAAAAAAGUCGCCGUUUGGAAGCUAGAGGAUUUUCCCGACAAGGGUGGCGACGAUGCGAUGGCAGACUGAGGGAGAAGCAGGGGCUCCCGCAGCGGUCCGAGCGUCCGUCCCGCGGGAAGACAGACUAAGCCGAGCACCGCCGCGUCGCCCCCCGACCCGGUUUUGCACAAAGAAGGCAGGGCCGCCUCGCCCGCUCACUCACCUCGCUCGCCGACUUCGGUACUAUCGACCUGGUCGCGGCAGGCCGGGGCGCCAGCCGGUGCCGAGUGACGGUUUUUUAGGCCGGGGACCUGCUCUAUUAUUACUCUGUCAGUAUAUUUCUGCACUCUAAUGCUGUCUUCCAGGAGGUGCACUACAUGACAAGGAAGCUGAGUGUAUACAGUUUUUCUUGCUGAUUUGGGUUUUAAUUUUGUUUUUAUUGCUCCUGAAAAAAAUGCAUUUAUUGUCAACCCCGGUUCCUCUGAUUUUAUCUUAUUUUAAUAAAAUAAAUUAAAUCCAA
Messenger RNA from Tachyglossus aculeatus (Australian echidna), 3027 nucleotides. RefSeq names its product Raf-1 proto-oncogene, serine/threonine kinase (gene RAF1). NCBI's taxonomy places the organism in Eukaryota, Metazoa, Chordata, Mammalia, Monotremata, Tachyglossidae. The coding region runs from base 211 to 2226 and encodes 671 amino acids. The record is from RefSeq and is a predicted model, not a curated record. Gene Ontology annotation, molecular function: ATP binding; protein kinase activity. Gene Ontology annotation, biological process: signal transduction; protein phosphorylation. Gene Ontology annotation, cellular component: cytosol; plasma membrane; mitochondrion. The transcript is spliced from 18 exons.